Molecule: messenger RNA, 1437 nt
Organism: Fusarium proliferatum ET1
Lineage: Eukaryota; Fungi; Ascomycota; Sordariomycetes; Hypocreales; Nectriaceae
Exons: 2
Coding region: 1-1437 (478 amino acids)
Biological process (GO): L-valine catabolic process
Cellular component (GO): mitochondrion
Molecular function (GO): 3-hydroxyisobutyryl-CoA hydrolase activity
Source: RefSeq, a predicted model, not a curated record
AUGGUCCAGCAAUCAAAGAUUCUGAGCUCCUCGCUCGGUGCACGACAGCUUUCAUCCGAAGCCACCAACAUCCGAGAAAAGCGAGGCGAUAGUUCAAAUGAUGUAGUUUUCGAGAGCAAGUAUGGCCUACGAACCGUCAUGCUCAACCGGCCAAAGAAGCUCAACUCACUCGAUGCCUCGAUGAUCCGAAAGAUUGUGCCCCGACUAAUCGAAUGGGAAAAGUCCGAUCUCGCCAAUGUUGUCGUUAUGAAGGGUGCUGGCGAAAAGGCCCUCUGCGCUGGAGGUGACGUUACUGCGCUCGCCCACCUCAACUCGGAGAGUGAGGACGGUUGGCAGAAAUCAGCACAAUACUUUGCCCUCGAAUAUAAGCUGGACCACUACAUUGCGACAUACAAGAAGCCCUAUAUCGCUUUCAUGGAUGGUAUCACUAUGGGAGGUGGUGUUGGUUUGAGUGCCCAUGCUCCUUUCAGAAUCGCGACCGAGAAGACCGUCUUUGCCAUGCCCGAGACUACAAUUGGAUUCUUCCCCGAUGUCGGCGCUUCAUUCUUCCUUCCUCGAAUGAACGGAUCUGUCGGGACUUUCCUUGCGCUUACCAGCGAGCGACUCACUGGCCCCAACGUCUUCUACUCGGGCAUUGCCACCCACUACCUGCAUUCAACCAGCUUGCCUGAUCUAGAGGCACGUCUAGCCGAACUGCGGUUCCGGGACAGCGACGGUUUGCCUGAACGACUGGCACUCAUCAACCAAACUCUUGAGGAAUUCUGUACCGGUCUUCCAUAUGACCAGCCCAUAACCUUGAGCGGCGAGAUUCGCAAGGCAAUCGACCGAUGCUUUAACAAGCACACCAUCAGUGAGAUCAUUGCUGCCUUGCAGGCUGAGCGGGGUCCAACUGAGGAGUGGGCGCAGAAGCAGCUCAAGACUCUACACAAGCGAUCACCUACAGCUGUGCAUGUGGCUCUUCGCCAGAUGCGUGUGGGUGGUGAGUGGGACAUCGCUCAAACAUUUAAGAGGGAGCACCAGAUUGCGACCAAGUUCAUGCAGCAUCCCGACUUCACCGAGGGUGUAUCAGCGCUGCUCAUCCGAAAGGAGGCGCCCAAGUGGCAGCCUGAGUCUCUCGAGGCCAUUGGGGGCACAAACGUGGCCAAGCCCUUCUUUGAGUACGACUCCAAUAAUGAACUAGCCCUGUUCACCGAUCGCACAUUCAAGGAAUAUCCUCACCGGGAACUUGGUGUGCCAUCCGAGAAAGAGAUCGAGCAGAUUCUGUCAAGGGGUACAUAUACCCAAGAGCAGCUGGCCAACAAAAUUGUGUCGUCGCGCAACGGUCGCCAAGGCAUCGCUGAGGUCGCCAGAGAGAUUAUCGCCCGCAAGACGGCAGUGGAUGACCAAGGCAAGGCAGUUUGGAUGGCGGAUGAGUCGCUCCCUGGAAGCCGACUUUAA